Messenger RNA from Closterium sp. NIES-65, 702 nucleotides. Lineage: Eukaryota; Viridiplantae; Streptophyta; Zygnematophyceae; Desmidiales; Closteriaceae. The record is from the annotation of a GenBank genome assembly.
AUGUACAUCACCCUCUACUACAUAGUCACCCGGCUCCCUGACUCCCUUCGCUCGGUCAGGGACCACUUCCUCUCUGUUUGCCCCACCAAACUCACCGUUGACCUCCUCGAGGAGCGCCUCCUGGCAGCUGAGAAGAGUAUAGUCGCUGUAGGAGCCUCUCGUGGUGACCCUCGUGCCCCCUUCUGUGAGGGGUGCCCCCCCUCCCCCCUUUUGCCCUCUGUUGCCUCUGCUGCUGCCGUCGACUUCGUUGGCACCGAGUCGCGGGGUGGGGGUGCUGGUCCUUGUGCCUACGUCCUACGUACCGGCGACCGCACUGGUGAGCCGUGUCGUGGCACGCACACCACCCAGCGCUACUUCGGCCGACUGAUGGACGCUUGGCGUCUCCAGUUCCCUGACGCCACUGAGAUCCCCCGCUGGGGCGAGCUGCUUAGGACAGGGGUUGCUAUCUUUGAUCUGGAUUAUGAUGCUAUUCUUGCUGCCAUGUAUGUUGUGUCUACUAGUGAUGAGGGUGACUGUUACCUGUGUGUUCCGCCUGACCCAGGCAUUGAGGCUGCUGCUCUAGGUGCUGGUGACGCUGCUCCUCUAGGUGCUAGUGCGUCUGCUGCCCCAGGUGCUGGUGAGUCUGCUCUCUCAGGUACCACGUCGGCUCAGGCCUUACACAUCUUCACCCUUGACUCGGGUGCUUCCCGCUCCUUCUUUUGA